Molecule: messenger RNA, 7674 nt
Organism: Periophthalmus magnuspinnatus
Lineage: Eukaryota; Metazoa; Chordata; Actinopteri; Gobiiformes; Gobiidae
Product: tenascin-like
Molecular function (GO): protein binding
Source: RefSeq, a predicted model, not a curated record
AUGGUACAGUUCUACACGGCCAUCACUGAGUCCAUCCUCACCUUCUCCAUCACUGUGGUUUGCUGGGGCCAGUGCCAGGGACAGAGACUGCAGUGCAUUGUGCGCUCUGCUGAGAAGAUCAUCGCACUUGAAGACGGCGCUUUGUGGAACACUGAGGACCUGCUGCUGUCUCAGGAAUCAGAAUGUGUCUUCUCUUCCUCCUCCUCACUCACCGCAACCUCUGCCCCUCUGCCAGGAUGUAUAGUCCUAGGUCAAAGGUCAUCUUCACAGGACUCAAUCAAGGUGGUGGUCUCUGAGGGAUGUGUGGCUCAGGCUGAUGCUGCAGAUGGAGCCACAGGAGGUAAAGAGCUGUCCCUGUCGCCCAGCUCUCCUCUGGUUUUGACCCAUCAGAUCCGACUGGUCCCCUCUGGUCCCGGUUCUGGGUCUUGUGGGUGCGAUGGGGACUUGGCUGCCCUCAGAGCUCGGGUGGACCGGUUGGAGAGGGAGGUGUCUGCACUCAGGGAGAAGUGUGGAGAUCCAGAGAACCCAGGCUGCUGCUCCUCCAGAGAGAGCAAAGGUCCAGGCUGCUCUAUCUCGCCCGACUCUCCUCUGUGCCCAAACGACUGCAGUGACCAGGGCCGCUGUGUGGAUGGCCGCUGCGAGUGCUUCCCUGGGUUCUCCGGAGCUGACUGCGCCAACGAGGAGUGCCCUGUCGACUGUGGCCAGAGGGGGCACUGCGUGGACGGGGAGUGCCAGUGUGAUCCCGGGUUCAGCGGCCCCGACUGCUCCCAAUCCUCUUGCCCCGGGAACUGCAACAACAGGGGGCGGUGUGUGAAUGGGCAUUGCCAGUGUGAUCCCGGGUUCAGCGAUCCUGACUGCUCCCAAUCCUCCUGCCCCGGGAACUGCAACAACAGAGGACGCUGUGUGAAUGGAAAGUGUGUUUGCGAGUCUGGGUUUAUAGGAGAAAGCUGCGCCGAUAUUACAUGCCCGGGAAAUUGCAACAACAGGGGGCGCUGCAUUAAUGGGAAGUGUGUGUGCAAUUCCGGGUUUGGAGGAGAAAAGUGUACAGAUAAAACAUGCCCUGGGAACUGCAACAACAGGGGGCGCUGUGUGGACGGGAAAUGCCAGUGCAAUCCUGGGUUCAGUGGUCCCAACUGCUCCCAAUCCUCCUGUCCCAGGAACUGCAACAACAGGGGGCUCUGCGUGAACGGGAAGUGUGUUUGUGAGUCAGGGUUUGGAGGAGAAAGCUGUGCUGAUAAAACAUGCCCCGGGAACUGCAACAACAGAGGGCGCUGUGUGAAUGGACAGUGCAUAUGUGAGCCAGGGUUCGAUGGUCUGGACUGUGCCGGUAAAAUGUGCCCGGAAAACUGCAAUGGUCGUGGCGUGUGUGUGGAUGGGAAGUGUGUUUGUGAGUCCGGGUUUGGAGGAGAAAACUGCGGAGAUAAAACAUGCCCUGGGAACUGCAACAACAGGGGGCACUGUGUGGACGGGAAGUGCGUGUGUGCCAGAGGAUUUAAGGGAGUGGACUGUGCGGAGAGGGCGUGUCCAAACGAGUGCAGUGGGCGGGGAAAGUGCAUGGAGGGGCGGUGUGUCUGUGAAGGUGGCUUCACUGGAGCUGACUGCAGCGCUAAAGGAUGCCCCGGGAACUGCAACAACAGGGGGCGCUGUGUGAAGGGGAAGUGUGUGUGCAGGAGAGGCUUCAGUGGAGCAGACUGUGGGCAAUGCCAGGACGGGCUCACCGGACCCAGCUGUGACACAGUGAUGUCGGCUGUGGAGCAGCUCCGGACCAAAGACCUGACCCAAUCUUCGGUCACUGUGGUCUGGACUCAGCCUCCAGUCCAGUAUGAGUCCUACCUGCUCAGCUUCACCAGCAAGAAGGAUGGGUCAGAGGUGGAGGCAGAGGUCCCAGGCUCUGUCUCCUCCUUCACUCAGAGCGGACUGGCCCCUGGGCAGAGCUACAGCGUCACAGUGACGGGGCAAACGGGAGAGGGCAGAGGAGCUCCAAACUCUGCACUCUUCAAUACAUUGCCGUCUGGCCCCUCUGACCUCCGCGUGGUAAAGACUUCCACCUCCUCUGCCGUCGUCCAAUGGGAGCCCUCACAGUCUGACAUCGACCGGUACCGCCUCACUGUCUCCCGUGGUGACGGAGUGGGGAGAAGCCAGGAGCUGACCUUUGAACCCGGCACCAGCUCCGCCCACAUCACGCAGCUGGAACCAGGGCUUAGGUAUGACAUCACUCUGGUGGCUGAAAAGGGGAGGAGCCAGAGCGAGCCAGUGACAACGCACGCCACGCCCGGUUCGGCAAACGUUCUAGUGGCAGCUCUGACUGUAACACCCGCCAGUGAUGACAAACUAAACCUCCCAAUCGAAAAUAACUAUGAAAAUAUUGAACCACCUGAAACAUCAAGACCUGAAAAUAUACCCAAACUCAAUGCUACAAAAGUGAUCCAAAGAAUCCAAGUCCAGCCCUCUAUCGGAGACAACAGAGACACUUUUCAACCUAAAGGAGAGAGUUACCAAAUGGUCGAAUUUGGGACCAAUUUAGAGUCAAACAAGGAAAUUAAUCUGAAGAAAGGAGACACGGGCACUGGUUUGACUACUCCAGAGCCAAAGCGGACCUGCCUGAACCGUGUUAAGGUGACACAUGGAAGAUUAGGUCAAAAAAACAAAACCAGCGGGUGCAUAGAGGGCGAGACAGACCCAACAGCUGAAAGCUCAUCAGGACCCCACAGAAGCGAACAAGAACCAUCACAAAACGAAGAUUCAGAAGUGCCUAAAGAUCGCAGCUUAGUACAGCAUCAUCCUCUCCAGAGACUGUUGACGGACACUUUUAAUAAAUUAAACGUAACAACAUUUGCCAUUCACCUGUCCGAGCCUUCCAGUGUCGACGAAAAUGCAGAAAUAGUCGCUCAACAGAUCAUACAAGGGUUAACACCGAUUUCUACGAUUAAAAAGUCUAUCAAAUAUUUAGAUGGUCCUCAAAUUACCUCUUUGUCAUCAAAAAGGUCACAAACUAAAUCGACUUCUCCAACUUCUGCGCCCCAAAUUCCAGUUCUUACAAAUGCAGAAACAAUUGUAAAAGAGGAAGAUGACUCAACAGUGGAAAAUUUUGAUGAUUCCAGGCCUGAAAAAGAAAGGCAAACACCCAGAGAAGGAGGCUUGUCCAAGUAUCGCCGAACUCAACCGAAUCGUACAGUUUUUCGGCGACUACAACCUAAUCUGUGGCAUUUAAGGAACAAAACUGGACUUAUAUUAAGAACCAGUGAUGAUUCUUCACCCUCAUCGACUAAAAUGACUUCAACUUCUACAGAUUCGCCUUACCCUGCAACUGAAAAACAAUUCUCGAGCAGUGACGACGGAGUUGAUUUGAACAAUAAUGAAGAUUCUGAAAGGGCAAAGCAAGCAAAGGUACCAGUGUUAGAACAUCAACAUGUACCACAUGCAAGACCUUUUCAAAAUAAAAGUCAUCCCAAUAGUAGGUUCUUUAGGCAGCCGAUUCGACUUUUGAACAACAAAACACAAACUUCAGAGACACGGGAAGUAGGAGUAGAGGGAAUCCCCACCAGUGUGGCUCCAGGAGAGACAGAACAAAAUACUGCAAAAGAUAGAUUACCUUUAGCCCGAGGUACUUUUAACCGUUCAAGACUUGUGUUUCCACGACGACCAAAUCAAUAUACUGGACCUUUUCAAAAUAGAACCCGGUUGUUUUUGAGACCACCACAAAGAGGGCCAAUACGUAAGAACUGGACACUCCAAAAUGAACCCCAAAGCAGGAAUAGCAAUCUUGACAUACAGGAUAAGGCAGAGGCAGGAGUAGAGGCUAAAAUUCAAGCUUCAACUUCUGAAAAUCCAAAUUUAAAUUCAGACAAUUCCCCAAAAUCUAAUGAAAAUUUAAAAGAUAGGUCUCAUUUUUCAAAGUUGUUUGAAGGUGAUUCGACAGCUAUUAAUGUUAGAGCACAGGUAUCAAACAAUAGAGAUGAUCCAGGUAAUGAAGAAAGCAUAAGGCAGACUAAUGAAUCUGAACAGAUGAAAGGUCAAAACAUAGGAGAAACAGAUUCAGGCAAAGACGAUACUGAAUCUUUUACACAAAGAAUUGAAAUUGAAAAUGAUGAACAGGAGAAAAAUGUAAAAUCGGAAGUGAAUGAUCCAAAAAUUCCACAAGAUGAGCAGAACAUUUUGGAAAAUCGUGGUACAAGUAACAUGGAGGAAGAGGAUUUGACUAUAAAUGCAGACAGUGAUAAGUCUGCUAAGGAUAUUGGUCAAAAUAUUCCAGAAAGUUUUGCAAAACAAGAGCGAAAUAAAUCAAAUUCAGGAACAAGUUCUCAAGUGACAAAGACAGUUGACCAAUUUGGUGACCGAGACAUGAUUAUUUUAGCCCAAACUGAAGAGAAACCUGCUGAAACUGAUGGAAAGCAAAACAAUUCUUAUGCAACGCUUUCUAGGAGACGGUUCAAACCAGGAGCUCAGCUGAUAGGAAGAGUACCACAGCGAUUCCAAGGCAAAAUCUUUGCUCGAAAUGGUGUUGGUGGUUUAGAUCAACCAGAGAGGAGUGACCAAAACGUGGUCGCAACUAGAGGACAAAAAGAUACUGAAUUCAGAGGUCAUGAAAUUAAAAAUGUUUCUGCAAAUGAAAAACUAGAUUUAACAAAAGAGGAACGUGUGUCUACAGAUAAGAGAGGAGAACCCAGUCGUACAGUUAUUCGACGAUUACGCCCAAAUUUGUGGCAAUUACGGAAUAAAACUGCUCCCAUUGCGAGGCGUGGUAAUGGUUCUUUGCCUUCAUUGAGCAAAAAGAAUCUAACUUCUACCAAUAUGCCAAUGCGAGCAGCAGAGAUGCCAUCUUUGAGUGACAGAGAAGUGACUCAUGUGAAGUUUAGCAAGGCUUUUGAAGGGGAAAAACAGCCUCUGAGCGAUAAUGGACAGGAUGACAGUAAAACUUUGGGAAACUCUGGAGAGUCUGAAGAUCCAGGAGAACUGCGGAGGCUGGAUGAGGUCUUCUCUGAAUCCGAUUAUAAGCUCACUGUUCUGGGGAAAGGUUCCGGCGUUCUCUCCCAGCUUCACAAACUGGUCAUAAGCACAGGUCCAGAGCCGCCCACAGACCUGAUCUUCAAUCAUGUGACUGAAGACUCUGUCACCGUGUCCUGGACAAAACCCAAGUCCAAAGUCUCUGGGUUUAAACUGACAUACACCCAUGCAGAGGAGGGAGAGCCAUUUUCUGUGUCUCUGGACCAGGGAAACUCCUCCAUAGAUCUAACUCGUCUCUCUCCUGGUUCCACGUAUGAGGUCAGCAUUCUGUCAGUACUCGGUCUAGACGAGAGUGACCCCAUCUCCAGAACCUUCCAAACCUUACCGGAUCCUCCCACAGACCUCAGGGCAGUGAAUGUCACAGACUAUGGGGCUCUGCUGCUGUGGCGCCCUGCACUGGCUGCUGUGGAGAAGUAUACCAUCGUCUACGGAUCUGGAACAGACUCCAAGGUGAGAGUCAUAGUCUCUGGGAACACAGCAGAGGAACAGCUGAAUGGUCUGCAGCCCUCUACCACCUACACCGUCACCAUCAGCAGUGAACUGGACAACCGAAAGAGCACGGAUGCCACCACGAGCUUCACCACCACAGCUUCAGGAUCAGAUGGAGCUGGAGACCUCAGAGCGACAAACGUGAAGCCCCGCACCACCACGCUGUCAUGGAAACCACCAUCAAGACCUGUAAUUGGCUACAAACUGACCUAUCAGACGGAAGGACAGAAAAAGGAGGUGUCUGUGGGAGCUACAGUGACACAGUUAAACCUGACACGGUUGUUCCCAGGGGCGGAAUAUUCUGUGGAGCUGGAGGCUCAGGGUGGAGGAGGAGGAGAGGUUCUGUACACAACAUUCACCACCGGCUCCCUGCGGUUCCCCUUUCCCUCAGACUGCUCUCAGGAACAGUUGAAUGGUCUCAGUGUCUCCGGCCUGGUGGACAUUUUCCCUCUGGGGCGACAGGGGGCAGCACUGAGUGUGUGGUGUGACAUGGAGACUGACGGAGGAGGGUGGACGGUGUUUCAGAGGAGGAAAGAUGGCUCCGUAGACUUCUUCAGGUCAUGGAAAGAGUACGUCCAGGGCUUUGGAGACCCCAGCGGAGAGUUCUGGCUCGGUUUGGAUGCUCUGCACACUCUGACCACCAGUGGCAGAAUGACCCUGAGAGUGGACCUGAGGGACGGACACGACUUUGUGUUUGCCCAAUACUCCAUGUUUGAGGUGGCCAAGAAGAACUACCGCCUCACAGUGGCUGGAUACAGCGGUACAGCAGGUGAUUCGAUGUCAUACCACAAUAACCGCAUCUUCUCGACCAAAGACCGGGACCCGGUGUCAUUCAUCACACGCUGCGCCAUGUCGUACCGCGGCGGCUGGUGGUACAAGAACUGCCACGAAGCCAACCUCAACGGGCUGUACGGCAUCAACUCCAAGCACCAGGGAAUAAUCUGGACGUCAUGGAAAGGCAAAGAGGCAUCCAUCCCGUUCACAGAGAUGAAGAUGAGGCCCACAGACUUUAUCCCAAACAAAAACAACUACAGAUAUUAAAGAGCUUUAAAGAGCACAGAGUACACACAUGCCCUCAACAGAAACACAGAGUACACACAUGCCCUCAACAGAAACACAGAGUACACACGUGCCCUCAACAGAAACACAGAGUACACACGUGGCCUCAACAGAAACACAGAGUACACACGUGCCCUCAAAAGAAACACAGAGUACACAUGUGCCCUCAACAGAAACAGAGUACACACGUGCCCUCAACAGAAACGCAGAGUACACACGUGCCCUCAACAGAAACACAGAGUACACACAUGCCCUCAUUAGAAACAUGUCUGAACAGGUUUUGUGUGUCAUCAAGCAUGUUUCAGUAAUCUAGAGAUGUCUCCAGAACCCUAUUCAAACCCUCCUUAUGGUUAGCAGUACAAGCCUGUACAAGUCUCCACCCAAGCCUACGUCACCCAUGCCCCCACACGACAAUUCUCUAUAAAUAUACAAAAACAUGAUACAAAACAAUACACUACAACUUCACAAACCUGAUGCCAUGUGCAGUAGUCACCCCCUCUGAAGAUGGGGUUACUUAAUACAUUGUUUGGGACUAUAUUUUCAGAACAAUAGAAGGUAACUCAGUGAUCUAAAUACGUUAUGUGUUAGCAGUUAUUAUCCCAUAGAAGUAAAAUACCUCCUCUUUAAACAACAACAAAACACACUUUUUAAAUAUACACACAAAAUUAUUCCUGCCUGAAGUCCAGACCACAGAGUUUUACUGACGGAGGAUUGGCUGUAGAUGUCUCCAUCAAAAGCAGAAGCCGACUUCUGACUUCGGGUUUUGUUUUUGAUCCAUUUUGAUCCAUGUAACUUGUGAUAGUUUACAGUAUUUGUAAGGAAUUGUUUUGACUGAAGACUUUGAUUUCAACUGAAUUAGUGUCUGCGCCCCCUGCUGGCAAAAGUGGGGACAGAAGCAUGAGAGGGUUAAUAAUCAUUAGAAUCAAUGAGAGAAUCACACUUAAAACAAGUUUACUUCUAUCCCAAAAUAAGAUCAGUUAUUUUAACAGUUUAAACUCACAGCACUUAAUCUCCAAACAGACAAACGUCAUGUUGUUGUUUUGUUUUGUAAAUACAUUCAGCACUGUGAGGCUUGUAUGAUGUAUUUGAACAAGUAAAACAAUAAGCUAAUAAAAAUAACAU